AUGACAUUAAUUAUAGGGCGUGGUGCUGACGAGGAGCACGGGGGCCUGCGGUGCAGUUCACCGUGGUUGCUGGGUUAUGAUGGUGGCUUGGUUGACAGUGAUGAGAGGGAAGGCAGAUGUGUAUGGGACCUGCGGGUGAGGGAAGAGAUUGGGAGCAAGGGUGAGGUUUGGUGUGAGCCGUGGUUUCGGGAAGAAGCAGGGAAAGCCUGGUGGCCGGUGAGGGAGAGUGAAAUGGGUGGCCGUGGAGGAUUGUCGCCGCCGUCAAAACGAGGCGGUCGGAGCGACGCGAUG
Messenger RNA from Sphenostylis stenocarpa, 291 nucleotides. The record is from the annotation of a GenBank genome assembly. Lineage: Eukaryota; Viridiplantae; Streptophyta; Magnoliopsida; Fabales; Fabaceae.